GAAAUUCCACUGUACAACUACCAAAUUGAACUCGAGUGAAUAUUUCUGUAUUUUCUUUAAAUAAAUAAAACCAAUAGCUUUAUUAUCAUAGUGCUUUAAAUAAAAUAAAGGAUAAAGAAUAAAACAAUUAAAUAGGAACAAAGCAGAGCAAUGGUUUCGUUGUUCGAAAAGAGCAAGAAGCUUAAAACUUCUUCCGAAAAGCCAAUGUCAAUAAAUCAUAAAGAGUUCUUAACCCGAAUAAAAAAGACGUUCUAUUAUGGCCCAUCGAAUCCAAACAGAAUGACGUCGCAUCCACUUGCUGUUCACGUAUCACAUUCAUUCAACGAAAACCAUCGUAAUUACUCGCUCAACACACUGGAAUUAGAUGAGAUCUCUCGUAUUCGCCAACAAACACCUUGUACCCUUAUCUUGGCUAUGAUCUAUCUUGAUAGAAUAAAUUUAUUGGAUCCUGCGUUUGUUAAGCUUGUAAGUCCUUCGGAAUUGUUUCUCGUUGCUCUGAUGGUCUCAGCUAAAUUCUACAGCGAUUAUGAUGAAAUGAAUGUAUUCACAAGUGCCUGGGCUAAAGAAGGAAAAGUUGACGUUGAACGUUUAGCGCAAUUGGAAAUUAAAUUCUUAAAUGCGAUAAAAUGGAACAUCUUAGUGAGACAAAAUGAGUUUGAUGAGAAGUUGAAGACUGUUGAAAAAUUAUUAGCAAUGAAAGAAGGUUUUAAUCGAGGUUGGUUUACAUAUACGGAACUUGAGUUGCUUAUGCCGUCACUUGAAAUCGCAAAAAGGUUUUUAGACUUCACGACAAUCCUAAUGCUUUCUUACGCCUGCAUUAUCGCUACAACCGCCUUUUCAUUCUUCAUCUUAUCGUCAAUUCGUUCAAAGACAGUUAUGGGUCCUCAAUCAAACUCAACAGAACUCUGUGGAAUUCACGACAAUUCUCUGAUAACCAUUCCGACUCCAAUAAUCUCGAUUGAUACUGUGACUGAUAUUAGCACCUCAACUGAUGGUUUCGUUGUUGAUACCUCCCGGAACAAAGCAAUAAACUUCUCACUCUUUUACCACGUUAUCAAAUGGGAGCUGGAAGCAGGUGUUCAUGAAAAUCUCCAGUUAUUACCUAGAAAACACGAUCCUGUACCUUAUCACUGCUGUAACGAUUCUCUUUCAUCUUGGGGGAAUUAUCUUCACGAAUCACUUUCACUGCUGAAAUUAACUAAGAUUGAGAACACUGAAUUUUUCUUUACUUUAAUGAGCUGUUUUAUUAGAAUUUUUGCUAUCUAUUUUGUUAUUACAAAACUAUUUUUUGAAAGAAGAAACCCCCUUAGGAAGUGCUCGUUGCUUUUAUAAUAAAUUUACUUUUCUCUCAGCCAAUCAAAAGGCUGAGAGUUAUCCUUAAAAGUUAUGAUCAUCCCCAUUCCAAAAGGAUGAUCGCGAUGAAAGUGUUGCGACAUUCUGAAAUGCUUUAUGUAGAAACUCAGGCGUAUUGCACGCAUGUUUUCUACGUAGCACUUCAGCAUAUUACACUACUAACAUCAUUAAAAUCUUCUCUCAAUAAGCAAAUUUAUCAACAAGUUGAAUCCUGUAAAAAUCUUUAAAGUUACAAACAGCAUAAAUUUUAUUUCUUUUCACAAUCUUUAUUUCUUUUUAAAGUUUUCUGUUUCAAUGAUUUCCCUUUUUUUGAUGUUUUCCAAAUAAAAUAUUUCUUCAAUCGAGAGAAGAAUAAAAUCUACAAAUAGGAUUUAAUGUUUCGCCUAUAAGCUUUCGAAAUACUGAAUGUAAAGUUUAUGACUAACAUUUGGCAAAGUUUGGCAAGUGAUUGAAAUCUUUAAAUAGUCGUGGGGGUUUUCCUCGUAUUUAAACAUUGUUGAAUAAUUUAUUAAGUAACUUUCAGAUCUUAUUAAGAAAGUCUUUAAAUGAAUUGAAAGAUUUAUUUGAAUAAUCUCCAUCAUCAAGCCAAACAGUGCCACAAAAUCGGCGUUGAAAUUCUUUUGAUUUAUUUUCUACAAUAAGCUCAUGAAGGUAAGUCCUAUUUGACGAUAAUGGUGUGCCCUUAACUACAGAAGUUUUCUUUAGGAUUAAAACAUUUUAAUAAAUUAAACUUUUCACGUUUUAAUUAUUUUUCAUUCAUCCGAAAUUUCUCGCACAUGUUUUUAAAACUUUCUUGUUUUAUUGCUUAAAAAUUGUUGCAAGCAUUUUUAAUAGGUACAUGGAAUAAGAAGUUUGGAUUGGCGGGGGUGUAAGUAUGUAAAUAUGAACAUUUUCACAAUUAUUUAUUUCAUGGAAAUGAAUUAUCAUUGAAAAUUCUUUAAAGAACUUUACAAU
Messenger RNA from Clunio marinus, 2307 nucleotides. The record is from the annotation of a GenBank genome assembly. NCBI's taxonomy places the organism in Eukaryota, Metazoa, Arthropoda, Insecta, Diptera, Chironomidae.